Molecule: messenger RNA, 884 nt
Organism: Salvia hispanica
Lineage: Eukaryota; Viridiplantae; Streptophyta; Magnoliopsida; Lamiales; Lamiaceae
Product: putative glutathione S-transferase
Biological process (GO): glutathione metabolic process
Cellular component (GO): cytoplasm
Molecular function (GO): glutathione transferase activity
Source: RefSeq, a predicted model, not a curated record
GGAUUAGUAGUAUAACACAUCCACCAAAAUAAAGUUAAAUACAUAGACAUAGAUACAGAUACAAAAUGUCUGAAGUGAAGUUGUUUGGAGCUUGGUUUAGCCCUUUUGUGAAGAGAGUGGAAAUGUCCCUUAAUUUGAAGGGUGUGGAAUAUGAAUAUAUUGAAGUAGAUCUCAAAAACAAAUCACCUCUUUUUCUUGAAUAUAAUCCAAUUACCAAGCUAGUGCCUGUUUUAGUUCACAAUGGCAAACCCAUUUUUGAGUCCAGUGUGAUUCUUGAAUACAUCGAUGAGACGUGGGAAGGUCCUUCUAUCUUUCCCAAAGAUCCCUACGACCGUGCCAUGUCGCGUUUCUGGGCCAAGUUCAUCGAGGAUAAGUGCUCGGGUCCGUUGUGGAAAGCAUGUUGGAGUGCGGGAGAGGAGAGGGAGAAGGCAUCCAAGGAAGCGGAAGAAGGGCUCAAGAUUCUAGAGAAUGAAAUCAAGGACAAGAAAUUCUUCGGAGGCAACAACAUUGGACUGGUAGAUUUGGUUGCCAAUUUUAUUGCAUUUGGGAUUCCAAUUCUUCAAGAUGUGGUUGGAUUCCACAUUUUGACGCAAGAUAAAUUUCCUAAUAUAUGCAAAUGGGCUGAUGAGUUUUGCAAUGAUAGCUUUGUGAAGAAAAAUAUGCCUGAGAAGGAGAGAGUGAGAUUGUGGUUGAAGAGGGCUUUUGAGACUGGCAGUCUCUACUAAUUAAGAGCGACUUCAAUAUUCCAGCAUGUGUAUCGUUUAUUUAUAGUGUCGUGUUUUAAUUAUGGGUACGAUAAAUAGUUUCUUAUCUAUGUAUGCUUGUGUUCGAAUAAGACAUUGUGUGAUAUAUAUGUCAAAGAUUGGUGUAUUUGUUAGAGAGCA